This is a messenger RNA of Closterium sp. NIES-67, 742 nucleotides long. NCBI's taxonomy places the organism in Eukaryota, Viridiplantae, Streptophyta, Zygnematophyceae, Desmidiales, Closteriaceae. The record is from the annotation of a GenBank genome assembly.
CAGAAUGCAGUUGUACUGAUUUAUCCUGUUAGUUUCACCAGUUCUGCCUGUAAGGUUCCUGGAUUCGCGAGCUCCAGCCAUGGGCUUCGCGUCGUUCAUCGGUCGAGUCUUCUUCUCCGCCAUUUUCAUCCUCGCAGCAUGGCAAAAAUUCAAUGAUUUCGGUCCCGAUGGCGGUCCCGCGCUGAAGAACAUGGCUCCCAAGCUGGCGACGUUUCAAGGUCACUUGGAGAACUCGUUAGGUCUCUCGGUUCCGCAUGUUGAUCCUAAGAUUCUUCUCCUAACAGCGAUCGUGUUGGAAGGAGUGGGUGGAAUUCUAUUCACGAUCGGAAGCAGUCUGGGCGCAUAUUUCCUGCUGCUAUUCCUGGUGGCCGUCACCCCCAUCAUGCACGACUUCUACAACUUCAAGCCUGACAGUGCAGAGUACAUCCACGAGUUCAUCCAGUUCCUCAAGAACCUGUCCCUGCUGGGAGCACUUCUGGUGUACCUUGGAAUGCGCAGCUCCGCAGCCAAACUUGCAUCCAGGAAGCGGAAAGCCCCUGCCAAGUCCAAAGUCAGCUGAACUCGUGAAUCCUGAGCAACAGUAAAAGCACAAUGCUGGCGCGGCCUGUUAGCGCCUGCGUGGCACCUUAAGUGCAUUCGCAUCCUAUGGUCCUUAGGGAUUUGGGCUGUCAUCGGAUGACGAGAAUACUGUAUGUGCUUCACACACUAACAUGACUUGCAAAGCUUGGUACGCCCACCAGUC